CAGUCAUAGCAGCUCUUCGACAGGCUGACACACACCAUAGUGCUAGAGGAGCGUUGCUGGAAUGUUCCAAGACAGUAUAUAAAAGCCUCUGGUCUUGUUCAUUGGGACAGAAGCACAGAAGAACUCAACCAGCUCAAAACAGCACCGAAAAUGCUUUGCCCAAGCACAUUUCAGCCUCACCUCAGCCCAUUCACGGACUUCCACUGGCCAGUGCGCAGUCUGUGGCCAGAGACCAGACCUCUGUUCUUUCAGAUCGAGAAAGAAAUGAUGAAACACAUGCAGGAGAUGAGACACAACCUGGAGUUCAUGGAACGCCUGCACCAAAGGAUUUUCGAUGAGAUUGACCAUGUUUCACCCAUGACGACUUUCAAACCCAUCUCAUUCCAGCUCGGAAAGGAAGGAAGCCUCUAUGCACUGACGCUAGAUACAAAGGAUUUCACUCCGGAGGAGCUGUCUGUUAAACAAGUGGGCAGGAAGCUGCGGGUGAGCGGCAAGACAGAGAAGAAGCAAGACGAUGGGAAAGGAUCGUUCUCGUACAGAUGCCAAGAAUUCAGGCAGGAGUUUGACCUUCCUGAAGGUGUGAAUCCUGAGAUGGUGACCUGCUCUUUAAAUAAUGGCCAGCUACAGAUACAAGCACCCAAAGAAGCCAAUGCUGUGAGCAACGAGAGAGUAAUUCCCAUUACAUACACUCCUGCUGUGAGAAGUCCUGAUUCUCAGAGCCCUCAACCAGAGAGCCAAGGAACUGAGGCAGAGGCUACGGAUAAGUGAGCUUCGCCUCUGUCCCAAAACGGAACAAAUGACUCUAUGACAUUCA
Molecule: messenger RNA, 814 nt
Organism: Carassius carassius (crucian carp)
Lineage: Eukaryota; Metazoa; Chordata; Actinopteri; Cypriniformes; Cyprinidae
Product: heat shock protein beta-11
Exons: 1
Coding region: 151-768 (205 amino acids)
Biological process (GO): response to heat; protein refolding
Molecular function (GO): protein folding chaperone
Source: RefSeq, a predicted model, not a curated record